Molecule: messenger RNA, 1516 nt
Organism: Pelodiscus sinensis (Chinese soft-shelled turtle)
Lineage: Eukaryota; Metazoa; Chordata; Testudines; Trionychidae
Source: RefSeq, a predicted model, not a curated record
CCCCCGUAGGAGCGUGCGGAAAGCCAAUAACCAAAGCUUCGAUCCAGCCCCACUGUAACUUUCCCUUGACUUGAAAGAGGAGCCCCAAAGAGCAGGGAGGUGUUUGACUGCCGAGAUCCAGGCUUUAUCCCUGCAGGGAUCCGAGGCAGUGGCGUGCACACGGGGAAAGGUGUCUAACUAGGAAACCUGACUGGUUUCUUUCCCAUGUUUUAUCCAGAUUUUCGAAGAUGGUCGCCUGAGCCAUUUUAUAGACGGGAAAGGAGCCUCGGGAAACUGGAUGUCCUUAGUGAACUGCGCCAGGUUCCCAGAGGAGCAGAACUUGACAGCUAUUCAGUGCCAAGGCCAGAUAUUUUACGAAAGCUGCAAAGAAAUCUUGCCCAACCAGGAGCUGCUGGUGUGGUACGGAGACUGUUACCUGCAGUUCCUGGGCAUCCCCAUCAGUUUGAAAGGGGUGACUGAGGGAAAGUCAUCCCAGCAGCAACCGGAAGAGUCUGGCGAGAGUUACAAAUGCGAGAGAUGCGGCAAGGUAUUUGCCUACAAAUACUACAGAGACAAACAUCUGAAAUACACUCGCUGUGUAGAUCAAGGAGACAGAAAAUUCCCCUGUCAUCUUUGCAACCGGUCGUUUGAAAAGCGAGAUAGACUGCGGAUCCACAUUCUUCACGUGCAUGAGAAACACAGACCUCACAAGUGUUCAGUAUGUGGGAAGAGCUUUUCUCAGUCCUCCAGCCUGAAUAAACACAUGAGGGUGCACUCCGGAGAGCGGCCUUACAAAUGCGUGUACUGUAACAAGGCAUUCACAGCUUCCAGCAUCCUGCGCACUCACAUUCGCCAGCACUCGGGAGAGAAGCCCUUCAAGUGCAGACACUGCGGCAAAGCCUUUGCCUCCCACGCGGCCCACGACAGCCAUGUGCAGCGCACCCACAGGAAGGACAAAGGCUGCACUUGCACCGUGUGUGGCAAGAGCUUCCUGCAGCAGGAGGAAUUCCGAUUCCACAUGAAGUUCCACGCUGCUCUUUAGCCAGCAGCCAUUAGUUGGGCUGUAGACAUGUGGGCGUGUUUCAGAAAAUGAAGUUCAUCCUGCUGCCAGAGAAGAACCCAGAUGUCUCUGUGGACUGUCCAGAAUCAUGUACAGAAACCCCUCUGGCUGUGUUGUCACCAAGUAUGUUUGCUAAAACCUGGGUAGCCCAUGUUUGUCUCUGGGGCUCAUCCCCAGGUGUGAAGCUCAUUAGCUGGUUAUUAUUUUAUGAAAUGCGUAGUUCAGGCCAUUCGGACGCAUGUUUAAGGCACAAGUCUCUUAUUGUGACUGAAAGCGAGUUGGCCCUCGUGUGUGUUGCCUGUGCAAGUGGGACGCGUGUUUCUAGGCAUUUGGUGGUGUAUUAGGUGAGAAAAACAUUAAGGACAUUCUCUUGGUCAUGGUGGGCAAUAAGGACACGUCUACACACCCGGGCUGAAGUCGAAAUAAGCUAUGCAACUUGAGCAAUGUCAAUUGCAUAGAUUGAGUCAAAAUAGCUUA